Molecule: messenger RNA, 1013 nt
Organism: Asparagus officinalis (garden asparagus)
Lineage: Eukaryota; Viridiplantae; Streptophyta; Magnoliopsida; Asparagales; Asparagaceae
Product: 60S ribosomal protein L10
Exons: 4
Coding region: 80-742 (220 amino acids)
Biological process (GO): translation; ribosomal large subunit assembly
Cellular component (GO): cytosolic large ribosomal subunit; ribosome
Molecular function (GO): structural constituent of ribosome
Source: RefSeq, a predicted model, not a curated record
CAGCUCUUCAUCCUAUAUAAAUAGACCUAACAUCGCCUCCGCCUUCCAUUUCUAGGGUUUUUUGCCGCCGCUAGCGACCAUGGGCCGAAGACCUGCAAGAUGCUAUCGUCAAAUCAAGAACAAGCCGUAUCCCAAAUCAAGAUAUUGCCGUGGUGUUCCUGAUCCCAAAAUUAGGAUUUAUGACGUGGGAAUGAAGAAAAAGGGAGUCGAUGAGUUCCCCUUCUGUGUUCACCUUGUCAGUUGGGAGAAGGAGAAUGUGUCAAGUGAGGCACUUGAGGCUGCUCGUAUCGCUUGCAACAAGUACAUGACUAAGUAUGCUGGAAAGGAUGCUUUCCAUCUGAGAGUUAGAGUUCAUCCUUUCCAUGUCUUGAGAAUCAACAAGAUGCUUUCAUGCGCUGGAGCUGAUAGGCUCCAGACUGGAAUGAGGGGUGCAUUUGGGAAGCCGCAGGGUACAUGUGCGAGGGUGGCCAUCGGUCAAGUUCUGUUGUCUGUUCGCUGCAAGGAUAACAAUGGACAUAAUGCUCAGGAGGCUCUUCGCCGUGCUAAGUUCAAGUUCCCUGGUCGCCAGAAGAUCAUUGUUAGCCGAAAAUGGGGCUUCACUAAAUUCAACCGUACCGACUAUGUGAGGUGGAAAAAUGAGAACCGGAUACUCCCUGACGGUGUUAAUGCUAAGCUACUUGGAUGCCAUGGACCACUCGCUAAUCGUCAGCCUGGAAGAGCUUUCCUAAACGCUACAAAUUAAGAUUCCAUAUAUAUAUACAUUACAUAUGAGAGUAGCCUUUUACGUUGGCAUACAAUAUCUAAAGACAUAUGUAUUCUGUAGUGUCUAUGGAAUUCUUGUGUUGUGAGUCCUCAGGAUGCAGAUUUGCUUGUUAGAAGUAUAUCUUAUUAUUUUUGUUUGGAUAUGGUUCAAAGUUUGAGAAACUGAUGAAUAAGUUUUGAAAUGCCUGUUGGGUUUGUGAUUGCCUCCAGAGCAGAAGUUUUGAUAUGUCAUGAGUACUGGUGUUUAGUUC